Molecule: messenger RNA, 12568 nt
Organism: Spirometra erinaceieuropaei
Lineage: Eukaryota; Metazoa; Platyhelminthes; Cestoda; Diphyllobothriidea; Diphyllobothriidae
Source: the annotation of a GenBank genome assembly
AUGACCGAGCCAUCCACAACCAAAGAAGUCGACGAUCUUUAUCUUCAAAUGUCACCAUGGGGCGACUUCUUCGUAUGGACUUCACGGCGUACGUCUUACUUCUGGAGACCAACCAAAACAAUUUCCUUUGACGCUUUUCUUCCCUACUUCCCAAAGCACAUUCCCCUACCCGUUAGGCCUCCUAAGAUGCGAUGAACUGCGCACUAGUGUGAAGAUAAAAAUUCCGUAAAUGAGGUAUCAUGUCGCGUCAGAAUACUAAUCGUGGUGAUAAAUUCCACAUUCAUCCUUUAAACGCGCCAAUAAGUACGUGGGAUGCACUGGCGUAUACGCGUGGUGUCCAAGUUAGGACACGGGAUAGGGAACCCCAUGGAAUUUGGCGCGAGACUACCCGUAAUACUGGGGACCCAUAUUCCCGUGUCCGACCAUUUAUGCAAUCUUUGACUUCGAAAUACACAAGAAACGGGUGCAAAUGCACGCUGAGUGCAUCAGCACUAGCCUUUGAAAACACAAAUCUCCGAUUGCACUAUCCCCGAGAUAGUCUUCAAGCCACAAGGCGCUGUGGUUAUAGAAAUAUUUGCUCAGGAUUAGGUUGAAAACUUCUCGAGCCUUGUUCUUUGCACGGGGAGGGCGUAGGCCCUAAACGUAUCCCAGUCUCCGACAUUCGACUGGCAUUUGCGACACAGUAACGCAGGAGUCGCGCUCUCCAUAACCUUUCACUUUAGCUUGUGUUAAUGCUAAUAGACCCUGCUAUCGUCCUCUCCCACAUCAGCCCCUCCAGGACACAACUGCUAUCUGCUCAUUGUUCCCAAGUCAGUAUUAACUUCGUCAUGGCGCUAAAACUGCUACUGAAUUUCCGUCAUUACUAUAGUCUGGGUGACGUUUUCUUUCAGAAGAUUCCUUAAUGAGCUGUCUCGAAUUUCCUGGGCGAAGGCGGAUCUAUUUCGCACAACAAAGAUAAACUGAUAGAUUGUGUACCUAUUUCUAUGUCCAAGAGUAGCGGUCACCGUCUGCCUUUUUUUAAAUCCGCAAAUACAAAUGCCCGCGUUGUAACCCUUCAUUUUUUGCAUGGAAUGCUGGUUGUACAAAUUCCAAUUUAGCUAACUGCAAUUUCUAGUGCUUUUAAGCGUACUUCAUCCCUUCACCAUCAAAGAUAUCUUAAAUUCCGUUUGUUCUGGCUGGUUGCCCUGUAACUGUUGGCCCUAGUAACGACCAACCAGGCUAAAUUCACUGUCCGGAUGUACUUUUCGUAUCUAUUUGGCCAAAACCAGCAUAGUCAUUAUUUAUGCCUGUACAUAAACUCCGUUUGACACAAUCUACGGCGUCCGCUUCUGCCAGAGUAGUCCCAGUGGUGAUUUCAUAGUGGAGCAGGCUGCCGAUGCACCCAACUCACACACCUACCACCCCUAACAUAUUCCGUUGGCAGCACGACCGAGGGUGGGCGCGGACGCCGUGGCCGACAACGCCAAAGUGAAGUCUUUGCGUGCCGCGCAGACGUUAGUCCAUAACCCCUUCCUAACCAGUCUCCGAUGAGGGGGUCUCGGAUCUCUCACUAAAGAGUGUUGCCUUUAAACUCUCUUUAACAGAGUCUUUGCAGUCAACCCAUCAUUCCUGGGAAGGACCUAGUUGUACCGUCAGUUGGCAAUCUUCCAACUCUGGACUAUUAGCGCACCUGGUAACAAGGAACUUAGUCAUUGGAUCCGAGCUGGGUCGAUCUUUAUCUUUAAUACCUCCCCCAUCUUUCAGUAACUUUUACAAAUUAGGCCGACUGAAUAUGAUAUUGGUCGCAGGAUCGCGUGAAGUCCUACCUAAUGCUUGUUACACGCAUCAUCUUACCUAAAAUUACACACUACGCAUUAUCUUGGACGACGGAGACCCCCAGAUUGCCAACUUAUUAGCCGAUUUUGACGAACAGUCGACAUUUGCAGCUGGUUUUCUCGCCCAGUCUUAGCCUUAAAGAACAAGCUUUGAAGACUGAUCUGUAACUUUGCUCUUUGCUGUCUGCACGACAAUGAGUUUCCCAAAAUCCAACGCUCUCUUCUGUUUCCCUAUGCAUUAUGUUCAGAUGUACAGUGGCUCCGUAGGCGGCACCGUAUUUUUGGUCGCCUACUAUCACAAACUGGCAUUCGGUCUUCCUCUUCUGUGACCUCUGCCAAGACUACGUUGGCCGCGAUCCCGUCAGUCCGCCUCCCGCUGUGCCUGUCGCUGGAAGAGACUAGCCUUAUACUCUACCAAAGGAUAGCAAAGGGCCUUGAUAUUGUCAGACCUCUGACUGACCUCCAGCCCCCGCUGGUUAGCGACCUCGUCCUCUACGAUGAAGCCCUUGCGACUCACUUCGAAGAAAUGGUAAUUUUUUCAUGACUUCACGCCUAUCUCCAGUACGCUUACCACCUCUCUCUUUUUCCUUUUCUAUCUUCAUCUUGACCACCACUGGUUUAUCUUCCUUAUACAAGCGUUGCGUGAUUCGCCGACCCUUAAGAUAAGUUCGGACUUUGGAGCUAUAAGGACAGAUCCUCGUGAGUGACUUGCUGACUGUGUGGAUUACGGCUCAUCCGGACUUUUGUUUGAGAUGGCCAAAGUCCGCCAAGACAAAAACGUUAUCUAAAUGCUACGUGCAAGGACAAGGACGACUGGACUGGCCAUUUAUGUUGUUGUCGGCCGGCUAUAUCCCAACCCCGACCGAGAGGACUUGCGGUCUCAACCCUGGUCAUCUGUCAUCAAACAUUUGAGGCGGACGUGCAAAGAGACUGAGGAGGCUACGGGCUGGAGCUCAGAGGCAAAACGAACUGAGCGUGUGCUUUCUUUCAGUCAAAUCAGUCAAACACAGCUCAGGUAAACUAAGGGGUUGGUGUGCGCUUGUUACCGCAUGUGUGCGUACCCCAUGGUCAAAGAGGUCUGAAAGCGUGUGCUAUGCCAGUAUCAGCGAACCAUGGCCCUCACAGCCUAAUAUGCGCUGCCAGUUCCCUGACACCUGGUUCCCUGUCGGUAGAUGCGCUCGCGAUCCCGCUGGGCAUACAUGUGAUGGGUAUGGCUGCCCAAUUAUCCUCGUCCUUCUGACCCCUGUUGGGGUAUUUUUCGCUGCUGUUGGUCAAAAACUUGGUCGUUUGCUGUGUGGAUCAGGGAGUGCGGGGUGGAGCGCCAAGGCGCGGGCUCGACCGCGCCAUCCAUCUGCGCCCUCCUCCACCUCCGGUCAUAUUGACUCUGUCUUGACACGGGGUCUAGGUAGGGAGUGGAAAAGUGAGAGCGAGGUAGAUUCUGCGCAAGCUUUCUAUCAACAUAAACUAAUUCGCUCAUAAGUAACCGUGCAUGCUGCACCUUGCUGUAUAGCACACGGUGGACAACGUCGGAAAUGACGGUCGAACUGUCGUACGCACCUGAGCCCCAACGGCAGAUAAUACCGAUCGGCAAGGUGCUGAUUGACCUCGGUCCGAUAAAGUGCCUACAGCACAUUUAACAAACCUCCACCUAUGGAACGUCAGCGCCGGGUUUGCGUAUAUAUUUGUGUUCUUGGUCCUCAUCCGGACUCACCUCUGGUCGCUUUGAUGUUAUCUUGCGGUCGUAGAAGGGUGAGUGAGGGAGGAGAACGUGCGGCGGAUGCUGCGCAGGACCGUCCCAUCGCAAAAUAAUUCACCAGUGCUGCGCCCACUCCGUGAGAGGCACGCGGUGGGCGCCGUCGUCCGCGACGGUCAAACUGUCGUCCCUGGUGCCCACAACGGUUUGCAUUGCAGAUGCGCUGUACCAGAACGAGAGCCAGACUGGCUCAUGUAAUGUAUUUAUUGGGUUACACAGAGUUUGCUCGAGUCCAGUUCAGUUCAGUCUUAUUAAGGGAAUAUAGGCGAGCGUCUUUAAACUCCCUAUUGGUUACAAGUCGUUGGAGAAAAACAGUGAUAAAUGGAAAGUUGAAAAAAAGAUUUUGUACAUAGUUGCUGAAAGCUGCCAGAUAGUCGAAAAAGAAUAAUCAUGAACGGCUACUCACUGAUUGCAAGUAGUAUAAACGUGUAUAUGUUGAUGUCAGUUAUGUUAGUUGGUGUGAGGCUGGUAGUUGGGAAGCCUGAUAGGCGUCGAAUCUACACCUAAAGGAAUUCACACAGAAGGAGAGUACAACAUCGGUAGGCAGGACAUUCCACGCUGCAACCACUCUGUUACUGAAAAAGAACUUUGCUCCAUUGAUCCUUGCUUUCCCUGGGCGCAGUUUCAGGGGACGACCGCGCAAAGUAGGCUUCUUAGCUGGAGUGGAGAGUAAUCAGUGGGAUCUAACUAACAGUCCACGCCGUUGAUAAUGCGAAAUGUUAAUAUAAGCAUUACCAGUCCCAUCACGCAGUCGGACGGUCGACUGGUGUAUGAGAGAGAGGGAAGAGACUUGCGAGCCCAUCUUACCGGCAGGUCACCGCAUUCCUCAUCUGACGCGAUUAAAUCCGUCAGGACGCGAUAGGAGGCGUGGCUUGGAAGGUUGUCAAUUGAGGAGAUAACUGGGCCCUCAUCGAAGUACGCGGGUGUGUGUAUUUGGUCGUGUGAGGCACGUGUCAACGGGCUGCUUAACGUUUCGAGCCCCUCGCGCCCACAUCUCAUCGUCGUGCCAUUUUCUUGCCACCGCAGCAAGGUGGGUGAGGGACGUCUGUGAGCGCACCAGACGUUGCGCGAGUUUAAUUCACUAUAAACUCAUUUAGGAGCAAUUCACCCUUUGCUGCGCCCAGUCCGUGGCACGCGCAGUGGACACCGACCUUUUGACGGUCCAUCUGUCAAUUCUGGCCGGUGUCGUGAUUUCUGAAGUAGAAGCAAGCGGCCUCGAAUCAGCGCCGUCUCAGCCCACGCGUAUUUUUACCAAGAUCACUCAGACCCCAAAGUCUUCACGUGGUACUUUUCCUUACGAAUCUUCAUGAAAAUUAUUACCCAGUUUAGACCAUAUGAAUGCAAACGGAAUGGAAUCUUUGCUGUGCUUCUAUGGAAUUCUCCUCGAUAAGUAACUUUUGGCGUCUUGGAGGAGCACCCCCAUGAUUUUUUUGAAAGUAGAGUUGCAGUGGGCAAUGUUUCCACCUUGUAUGCACAUCAGCCGCAAGAUUUUUAAGAUGCACAUGCCAAAAACCAAACUCCUUGUGUUCUUUCGCACUCUCCCGCAGACGGAGGUUUACAAGGCCCAGAAACGACAGCGAAUGCUUAGUUACUAUGGCGAAAUGCUUGCUGGGCAAAGAAAACGGCGGACACGUCGCUCUGGACAGCACCCAUCCAACACCGAGCCUGUUGACAAGGAGGAGACACAGAACGAUACUCAGGUCGAUGAAUUUGGUAAGUCCCAACUAUCACCAACAUCAGCAUAAAAUAGAACUCAUUUACGAGUCCGACAUAUGACUCCAGCCGUCUCUCACGGGUAAUUGAAGUAGGAACAGGACGCUAGAGAUUAAAAGAACCGUUGGGUUUUGGGCAGUUAACCACAGUGGGAGAGAAGGAGUGGAGGUGCGGAACUGGCAAAGGAUGUGGGAGUCAGCAAAUUAUUGGGCUUACAACUGAAGCCGGCCGUGAGGUUAAUUUACAGUAUUUUCUGCCGGUUGCCGUCGGUACUUGCACGCUUAAAAAACUGGGAAGUUCAAAGCCUAUAGUGUCGACUGGGGAGGUCAAUCGAAGUCUUGCCAUUUACCUGACGGACACUAAGCCGAAAACUGAAAUAGAUUGGGCCUAACAAGUUGGCGAAGUAACGCUAAGGCUAGCUGUCUUGCCUCGAGCGCAUGCACCCAGAAAACAAAAGCAUUUGUACGUAGCUUUUUAGAUGCUUCAAUUGCGUGCACAACCAUUUGUUAAAACUUUUCAUCGCUAUUCAACUGCUUGUUAUUAUCGUAAUUUGGGUCUCAGAGUGCACUCAUACCUGUUGACAUCAGUCAUUCUAAUGAAAAGAACGGCCGGAUUACCAAGAUCGCAGAGGAAGUUGUGAGCAUUCGUAGAAGUUUCUGAGGGAUCAGAUAGCGGCGAGGUCUCCUGUUCCGUACAAAGAAAGUGCCUCACACGACUCACUUGGGACCUACAGUUUCGAGUAAGAGCGCCCGUGACCUACUCAGCUUCAGUGGGAAAGAAGGUUGAGAAUAUGUGAAACUAUGACCAAAUCCAUCCAGCUCGAUGACUUGAUGAACUGUUGGCCCGAGAAGGAUCAGUGUUUUGGACAACUGAUGCCUCUAGACUACGUCUUGAACGUGGAAUCUUACCACCAAUUGGUGUCGACACAGUGAAAGCCUGUUGUCCCAACUGGUUCAACCCCGCACUCCUUCUGCCUGAGGUAGAGCUCAUCCCUGACACCGGUUCCCCCAACCCCUGCUUGUCUUUGCGCUGACAACUCGGUGGCCAGGUUAAGAGUUUCCGAGGUGUGGAUUCGGACUCGGAGAAGACACUUAUGUGGCCCCACUGGGCAAACGGGAGCCAAGGCCUCCUGUAAUACGUCAAUGGCAGUAAUAAGAGUUUCAUGGGUAGAGUAAAUGAAACCGACGGAUAGCUGUUUUCGGGCAGCAAGAGUAAAAGACCUGCAUCUACACCAUUGGCAUGUUUGAAUACACUAAUGAAGCGUUGAAGUUGAAGCUCGCAAUUCGAAAUACAGGAAGUUAGGAGAUGUUAACGGGCGGAAAAAAUGAAAGCCGAAGGUAUUGGCUAGAUAUUCUGGGUGAAUUGAUAUCAGUCCGUGAUGGAAAAUCAUAUUUAAGGAGAAAGUGUGAAGAAUAUGCCGUUAAAUCCAAUUCGUGAUGACCGCGGCUGAAGAAAUUACUAAAUUUGACAAUGUUGAUAGCCUACCCCCGAACCUAAACCCAACCUCUCAUUCUAACCUUCGACCGUAACACUAACCUCCAACCGAAAUGCCAACCCAUAACCUCCUAACCCUAAGCCGAACGCUGUCCCUAAUGGCAACACGUUAGAGAGGCGUGGCCGGAAAUGAGCGAAAGAAGGGGGUUUAAAUUAAGUCUACACAAAUGACACACGUAGGUAUUUCAUAAAGAUAAGGACUACGCUUGGCCACAUAUUUGGUCAUCACCGACACUCUACCCGACGGUCAUCGGCAUUUAACGGUGAAACAUCACCCAGACGUUGCUUGAUAAAGACCCUGUCGGGGAUCGCAGGAUAGGGGCUCCGAUGGUUCAUGAUGUAAAUGACUCUGGAGCCGGCUAAACCAGCAUUGGUGACUGGAAAAGAUUAUUUAAUGAGGGUUGUUAUUAUUAAUUAUCGUGCAGCAUAAUCCUAAGAUAUUUCAUUCACGCCAGAAUGCCGGUUUUUGAAUAAGUUCUUCGGCCGUCUGCAAAAACUACAUCGUAAAACUACUACUUAAGUAGUGUGUUUUCCCCAUUGAUUUCCGAUGCCCUUAUGAAUUUAAACAUGCUAUAUAGAAAACAUGGACAAAAAUACUCUUCAUUCUACUUAUUUGGUAGCAAAUUGGGUCUUUUUAAAAUUUUAUUUUUGAGGGGAGCGUAUCUUAAAAUACUUUUUUGCCCCACCAACAUUCAAGGCUAACAAACUGCAUGCCGUAUACAUUUCAUCAAAGGAAUGUCACACAUUUCCAUGCGCUGUUAGGAAGGCGUCAUGUAGCACUAAUAAAACUGUGUAAUGCUACUUUACAAGUAGCAUUGAUAAACGUGCUGGCGCGAUGCUGCGUGAAUAGACAUUUCACGGUCUUAGAAAAUCGGUAUGACUGACUUAUGUGCCCCCCCCCCCAAGCAGGGCAUAGGAAUAGGUACGCCCCACCCAAGUAAUAAAGGUGAGCCUGCGCAUAAUUCCGGAAAAAGCAAAAUAUUCCCGGGGAUACAGUAGACCUAUAGUCACAUCCUGAAGUAAUUAUCUCAUCCAGGUGUUCGAAUCUCCAAGAAGCGCCUGAAGAAACUUCUACGUCGUCGGAAGCGUCGGCGAACGCAAUUGGAAGACCAUUCUAUCGAUUAUAUGGAUGACGAAAGCAGCGAGAGCGCCUUCGAUUCGCCUGAGCAGCAGGAUGAAGAGGAGGCGGUUAAGGGAGAAAACUCCUUACUCGGGACGCGGCAGCCGACCUUGGACGAGUUGAUCACCGACAGCUACGCUAGCGGUAGCCAAUCUUCGAUCGAACAGCUGCAUGCCUAUGUCCCCAUCCACCGGCCCCGACCUACUCCACGGGAAUGGCGGCGCCAUGGUGAACAUCAACAGGUGGAUGUGCCUGAACAUCUGCACGCCGAAGGCCUCCCCGCAAGUAGGAAAAGCCAUUUAUGACACUUGACACACCUCUUUGCACUUUUUUAAAUUGUCGUGCAGCCAACUAGUUCCUCUGAUUACAAUCUACCUUAGGUUCUAGCUGAAACCUCACUUCAUUCGCAUGAAAUUGUUUGGCGUUUUCAGUUGUACGCUGGCUCAUCGCACUGUCCUCAAAGGCCCGAACGGGUGCUGCCUGCUCCUCGGACUCAGCGGCACCUGAAGUGGAUGAAGAAAAGGUCAUUUUAAAGUGUCGCGUCUUCGCGGAUCUCUGGUCCAGGGGCUUCUGCGUGACCGGCUCGGCCAUGAAAAUGGGUGGGGACUUUCUUCUGUACCCAGGUAAGGACUGCGAUCUGACUGUGAUUUGGUAGAGCAGCCGGCAAGAACGCAGUUUACGAUCCCACUCGGAACAAAAGCUAGGUCAUCAGGGCAUACUGCGUCCUCGCAUUUUCGAUAAUUGACGCUUCCGCACUUUCGUAACUAGGUGAAAUGUAAUUUACUUUUAUUGUGAAAACAAACUGGAAGAACCGGGAAAAGUGCUCGACUUUUGCCUACACAGUCAGAUAUAGUGACAAUCUCAUCAGUCCUCGCGGAUCGGGUUCUUUUGUAGGAAUCUGUAGAGAAAUUUAAUGCGAAGACACAAUAUGCCACCUCAGCAUUUAUCCCAAUGUUUAACUACUAUCGCGCUCUCUUUUCCGCCGCUUAGCCCCACCCAUAAAACCCGUGUUACACGAUGUUCUAGUUUUUGUUCCCUAACUGGGGUCUCAUGCUGCGUCAUUGCCAAGCAGCCAGUGUUAGUGGUUUUUCUGAAUUAUGAGUUACGAGUGAUCUUAUCAGCAUACCUCUUCUUACCAUGCCUGCGUAGUCUACUUCACCUUCCGGCCUCGGGUUAAUGCCAGCCAAUCAGACUGCCGUGGCGCCCCUAAGGGUGAGACUUUGCGAAAACUGUAUGGUUUGACGUCACUUGUGUGAAAUGUUUUGCCUAGCGAUCAUGUACAGUGCGUGAACGAUCUCAGGAAAUGUUGGCCGAAACUCUGAAAUGCAUUUUUGAUUAGAAAGGAUUACCCAGGUAGGGUUGUAAUGUUGCUUAUCAAACAACAAAAUCCCAUAGUAUUUUAGACUCACCAUGAAGUCGGCUUUUAAAUGCCCUUCCUGUCGACCUCCCAUAACAGCCACACUUGGUAAAAAAUGGCUACUUAAGUAGCAUGCAUUUUUCACAUUUAUUUUCGAUGGUCAUAUAAAUUCAAAUAUUUCUUAUGGAAAACAUGCACAACAAUAUGCUUUCUUUUACUUGUUUGGUAGAAAAUAACAUUGUCUUUACAUUUUAUGCCAGAAAAAGGUGUAUAUUUAGGUUCUAAAAGAGUUUCCUUAUUCCCCACUAACUUUGGGUCAGAGCAGCCGUUGCAUUACCAUUUAGCAAUUCCAGUCUACAAGCAGCAUGCUCUCCGUACAAAAAAAGUAAUAUAUUCCUCUAUGCCUUUAAGAAGAUACCAUGUUGAGUUCAUAAAAUUUUGCAAUGGAUGUGGACUACGUUGUACGUUUCACGAGGAGCAUUGGUAAACGGAGAUGUGCGACGCUGUUUGUAUGGAUAUCGCACGGUCUUAAAAAUCUCAUAAUUAGAAACUUUUUUAAAACCUAAAUAUACACCUUUUUCUGGCAUAAAAUGUAAAGACAAUGUUAUUUUCUACCAAACAAGUAAUAGAAAGCAUACUUUUGUGCAUGUUUUCCAUGAGAAAUAUUUGGAUUUGUAUGACCAUCGAAAAUAAGUGCGAAGAACACAUGCUAAUUAAGUAGCCAUUUUUUUACCAAGUGUGGCCUUUAUGGUUGGUCGAAAAGAGGUGCAUUCAAAAGCCGACAUUCGGGCGAGUCUGGAAUACUAUCGGAUUUUGUUGCUUGAUAAGCAACAUUACAACCCCACCGAGGUAAUCCUUCCUAGUCGAAAACGCAUUUCAGAAUUUCGGCCAACAUUUCAUGAGAUCGGUCACGCACUGUAUCAUGGAGGGACCAUUACAAAAAAAGUUUCGCACACCUCACGAAGUCUGAUAAAUACGAAUGGAAACUCAAUGAAAUCAUGACUGAGAUGCAUCCAGAAGACUACCGUUGCAUAACAGUAUAAACCCUCGAUACUACCGAAGAUGCUAGUUGCAUAGUUGCAGUUGAGAAGACGGAAAGGGGAACACUGGAACAAGAGUUUUAUUCACUUAGCGUUUCGGAUUCACAGUCGGACCCCUAAUCAGAGACGGCAUCAGACUGUCGCAGCACCUUAAGCCGCAGUGAGACCCUAGUCAUUACGACCUUCAGACUCGGUCCCGAAUAGAAAGAGAAGGAGUGGGACGUCAUGUGCAAGAAUAGUGUAUUCUGCGCAGAAUAACUGGAGACGGUAUUGGAGAGAGUUGGCAGUCGAACAAGGAUACGUCAGGCGCCGGGAGAGCGGCGUCCCGAAUGAGAGCGGGAUGUGCGUCACAGCACCUCAAUCGAGAGCACAUCUGAUUCGGCCUCGAUGAUUGGCCAGUUGGAAAGCUGUGAGCGGGCGAAAAGACCAUUAUCUGUUGGUAUGUCUAAUUACGGUUUCGAGUGUGACAAUCUGAGGUGUCAGUAGUCGAGAGGCAUUAACAACCAGCUGCAGGUGCUAUAGGCCGGAGCUCCAAGCUAGGACCGAAUGGCUCUAUUCCGCCCUGCAAUCAGACCCAACCGAUGGACGCCACUCCCACAUGGCCCUAGCCGGCGGCGUGCUAGCUCGUCUUUUGCGGGUUAGUGUCUGUUUCAGUGACUAAUUAAUCUCGCGUCUGCGCAGCCGGAGGUUGGGGUUUGGCUGGCUGAUGGACUGCGUUCAAACCGAAAGUGGUCAUUUCACUUGUCCAUGUUAUCGCCAGUACGACUUCUCAAUUACUUACCCACCUUCACUUCGAUAAACCUCUUCUGAAGUCCGGGCAGGAAUUCCAAGACAGAAAGGGACUUUCGCGGUUCGUCCUGCGGUCCUACUAGGUCGCUGUUUGGUACUCCUGCGUGGCCUAGAUUAUCAACUACUACAGUAGGUGGGAUAACUCAUGAAAUGUCAGCCGAAAUUUCGAAAUGCGCUCCCGUUUCGAAAAGAUUAAUUAAGUAGGGUUGUAAAACUAAUCAUCAUGCGACAUAAUUCUCCAAUAAUCCGGUUACCUCAGGGUAUAGGCUUUCGAAUGAACUUCUUUCCGACUGCAUGCAAGAACUAUACUCUGCGAAAAAUGACUGCUUAAGUAGCAUGCAAUUUUGUCAAUGAUUUUCAAUGCCCUAAAAAAGUCAAUUAUAUUCCAUUGAAAUCAUGCAUAAAAAUAUGGAUUAUUUUGUUCAUUCGGUGGGAAAUUACGCCUUCUGCCAACUUUAUACUCAAAGGAAGGGUAUAAUUCGGUUUUAAAAAAAGUUUCUGUGCGAUUUUUAAAUACCGUGAAAUGGCCAUUCAUAAAACGUCAUGUCUCUGCAUUUACUAAUGUGGCUUAUAAUGUUAACAAUAUGGCUCAAAUCCACUGCUAAAUUUUAUGAACCCCACAUGGUCUUCUCUUAAUACCGUAGAGAAAUGUAUGGUUUUCCAUGCGCAGAAAAUAUACGGCUCAUAGUUUGGAAACCCUGAAUGCAAGAGUAACGGCAGGUCGGGUUCAAAAUUAUUCGGGAAUUGGAAGAGUUUUUGAAAACCGAAUCAUACCCUUCCUUCGAGUAUAAAAAUGGAAGAAGACGUAAUUUUCUACCGAAAGAGUGAAAGAAUGAAUAUUUUUAUGCAUGUUACCCAUGAAAUAUAAUUGACUAUUUAAGGGCAUUGAAAAUCAAUGACAAAAUUGCAUGCUACUUAAGCAGUUAUUUUGGACAGACUAUAGUUCUUGCAUGCAGUCGGAAGGAAGUUCAUUCGAAAGCCUACACCCUGUGGUAACCGAAUUAUUGUAGAAUUAUGCUGCAUGAUGAUCAGUUUUACAACCCUACUCAAUUAAUCUUUUCGAAACGGGAACGCAUUUCGAAAUUUCGGCUGACAUUUCAUGAGUUAGCCCACCUACCGCAGAAUGCUCUUCUGUUGAAAACGUUUUUUUCCUAAAUACGAAUGUUGCCCUUGUCAAAUUUACACAAUAGUCUUGUGCAUGCGCGUGUCUGGCUGAAUCGGCUUACCCCUUCUCCGACUAACCUGCUCACUCUCCCCUAUCCCCUCCAAGGCGACCCCCUCUUCUACCAUGCAAGCCAUAUCGUCUGUGUGGCCACCGCCACGAGCCAACUUAAACUCGCUCAACUUUCAACCUCCCUGCGGAUAGCCAACAGUGUGCGCAAGGUGCUUCUUCUAGCAACAUCGCCCCUCGAGGCGGAGGAGCAGCCGAUCAUGUAUACUUCUUUAUACUGGACCGGUUCAAAUAGUCACAUCAACCCCAUUCUGUAA